Messenger RNA from Bombina bombina (fire-bellied toad), 5609 nucleotides. RefSeq names its product SPRY domain containing 3 (gene SPRYD3). The record is from RefSeq and is a predicted model, not a curated record. The transcript has 11 exons. Gene Ontology annotation, molecular function: protein binding. Lineage: Eukaryota; Metazoa; Chordata; Amphibia; Anura; Bombinatoridae. The coding region runs from base 98 to 1384 and encodes 428 amino acids.
UGAUCACCUCAGUCAUGUGACUAGUGACAUCACAGGUCCUUCAGCUGGAAGGGACCUAGCUACUACCUUGAAGGUAUCCAUGGCGGAAGAUUAAGACAUGGAUGACUUGAAUCUUCAUUAUCGAUUUCUCAAUUGGAGACGGCGAAUUCGUGAGAUUCGUGAAGUGCGAGCUGUUCGAUACCAAGAGAGAGCUAAGCACAUAGUAGUAGACGGGGAUAUACUCAGCUAUCACGGGAAUUCUGGGGAGGUUGGUUGCUACGUGGCUCCUCGUCCAUUAAGCAAAGAAAAUAACUACUUUGAGGUGUCUAUUGUGGACCGUGGUGUACGUGGGACGAUUGCUGUUGGUUUAGUACCUCAGUAUUACAGUCUGGACCAUCAACCAGGUUGGCUGCCGGACUCUGUGGCUUACCAUGCUGAUGAUGGCAAGCUGUAUAAUGGAAGAACAAAGGGACGACAAUUUGGAACAAAGUGCAAUUCUGGAGACCGAAUAGGUUGCGGUAUUGAACCUAGCUCCUUUCAUGUGCAAACUGCUCAGAUUUUCUUCACCAAAAACGGCAAGAGGGUAGGAAGCACUGUGAUGCCUCUGUCCCCAGAUGGUCUUUUCCCUGCAGUUGGGAUGCACUCGCUUGGUGAGGAAGUGCGCCUCCAUCUGAAUGCAGAAAUCAGUAGUGAGGAAGACGACAGCGUAAUGAUGGUGGACAGCUACGAGGACGAGUGGGGAAGGUUGCAUGACGUCAGAGUGUCUGGCACACUCUUGGAGUAUGUUGGGAAGGGUAAAAGUAUAAUCGAUGUUGGGCUGGCACAGGCACGACGCAGUCUCAGCACACGGAGUCAUUACUUUGAGGUGGAAAUUGUUGAUCCUGGCGAGAAGUGUUACAUAGCACUAGGGUUGGCUAGAAAGGAUUAUCCAAAAAAUCGGCAUCCGGGCUGGAGCAGAGGUUCUGUUGCUUAUCAUGCCGAUGAUGGAAAGAUAUUUCAUGGCAGUGGUGUUGGGGAUCCAUUUGGACCUCGUUGUUACAAAGGAGACAUCAUGGGCUGUGGAAUUAUGUUUCCGCGAGACUAUAUUCUUGACAGUGAAGGUGAGAGCGAUGAUGGCAAUGAUAUGAAGGAGCUAAAGCUGCAGCCGCGGGGAGUGAGAAAUGUAAUGUACCUUCGUCGGGAGCAGCAACAAGGAGAGGACGGAGAAGAAGAGGAGGAGGAGGAAGAGGAGGAGGAAAUAGAGAGGGAACAUGAUGGCAAGAAAGUCAUGGUUUUCUUCACACGAAAUGGGAAAAUCAUUGGAAAGAAAGAAUCUGUUCUUCCUCACGGGGGUUUCUACCCAACGAUUGGAAUGCUGAGCAGCGGCGAGAAAGUGAAGGUGGAUCUGCAUCCCUUGAGUGGGUGAAGGAAAUUACAUCAGUGUGGGAAGGCACACUGCAUCAUUUUGCCAUCUUUUUUUCAACAUCAGAUUCCUGGUCAUGCACAUUUUGCACGUGGGCUUGUGGUAGUGUCUUCAUGUCUGAAAACGUAUCCAUGCCCCUUGCCUGUGAGUGGGCUCAGUAUUGCAUCAUGCUUGUAUGUGUCGGCAGAGCAGAAGACAUGUUUGAACAGGAAACAAGAGAUUUCACACAUUUGUUAAUAGUAUUUAUCCAGCCAUUAUAAGGGUAGUUCACCUUAUUUUCCUGAAACACAUUACACUAUUUUGGAUAGUUUAAUAUCCAAGCAGAUUAUAGGUGGUAAUGUAUGACAAUCUUACCACAAGUGAUUUUCUCCCCCUUUUUUCUUCUUCUAAGGAAUAUUGAACUUUGUCUGGUUUUGGUGCACACCUCAUUGAAAGAUAAAUUUAUGCAGGCUCCUUUUAAUGACAGGCUCUGUGUGGUUCUGUUGAAUACAUUCUUUUCCUACCUCAUUAGUUGGAUUCAGGUCAUACUUUAUAAUAAAUAUAUUUUGUUCAUAUAAAUUACCUUUGCUAUUACGGUUUAAUGAACCCGCAUUACUUUAUUUAAAGUAUUAACAUUUCAUCUUAGCCUACCACCUCCCAGCUUUAGAACAGGACCUCCUUUUAUAGCACUUAUUUCUCCAAAUCAUGCUUUAUUCCAAUAUUUAAACAUGUUUUAUUUCUUUGUAAUAUCCAAAAGUUUUUUUUGUUUUUGUUAAUCAUGUCUCCAGAAAUGAACACUAAAUUAUAGGGUUCCCUGGUAGACAAAACCUAGUGUGACAUCACUACCUCAGAAGAUCUCUUUACCAUGAGAUGUUUGUAUAUUUUAUUACACCUGCUAGCAGAAAACUAGCGCUCUAGAAUAUUUCCUUUUUUCUAGAAUAAAAAUUUCUGUAGCUGUUGUGGGGUGUCCAGUUUAAGACCAAGGAAUGCAACCUUCCUCAAUUAUGUUUAGCCAAUUUUUUUUCUUUUGCAGCAAGCUUAUUAGAUUUGUGGCCCGUAUGGUACCAGAGUUGUAUACUAUUUCUGCACUGCCACGUUCCAAUGGCUUUCAUAAUAUUAUACAGGUGGGUUCUUUUUUUAUAACCAAAAUGAAACCAAAGAUUAAAAAAAAAACUCUUUUAAUUGCCAUAUAGCAGUUUUUUCGGACUCUGUAAUAGUGCAAAACAAAGACUGAUGUUUUUAUUAAGGAUUGUUUAGUUUUUUUUUUGCAGUAACGCAAGCAUUUCACAUUUAAUGUUUUGAAUCGCCCUUUCAUGUAUCUGGCUGAUGUGUCCAUGCGUUACCUUAGCACGACUAGUUUGUAGACUGACAUUUAUAAUAGCUGUAUGGGAGCGCAGUGGAGGCAAUACCAUUACAGGGAUAACAGGAGAGCUUUAUUUAUAUUUAUGUUGAUAUUAUUAUUGUAGGGUUUUAAGUUUUCUUUUCAAAAGGGCUGGGCUAAAAAUAUACUGUAUAAGCAAACUUCUUUUGUAUAAAAUGUGCAAAAUUCCUACAUAUAUACUGAGACCCUACAAUACAUACACUGGAUCAGUUUAGAACACAUUUUAAAGGGAUAUUAAACAGUGUUCCAUUGGUAAAAACAGAUAUGUUAAUUUUCUUGUAAAAUUAGCACUUAGAAAUUCUCAGUGUAGCCCUGCCCCAAAACCCAGAGGCAGAACUUUUCUUCACUUUCUGAGAUUUAAAUUUUUUUAGUGAAAAAUGUUCUGCAGGUCAUUUUGAAAUGAAAUUUUAUUUUAAAUCAGGUAGUUACACAAAAUCACUAGUUCAAUUGCAAUGUGUUGAUUAAUUGGAGACUAAAGCAUUUUUUUUAAGUUUUAUAAUCUAGUGCUGCAGUUGAAAAUUGUAUUGCAAAUUAGUUGUAGACAAAAAAAUUGUUUCCUUUUCUCUUGGUUUAACAUCACAACGUAGAAAUGUAGUAAUAAAAAGUGUGCAUUGUUCACAAGAACAUCUUACAUUCAGAAUUUACAGCUUUGCAGACUGGGUCCAGGGUUGAAAAACGUCCUGAGAGCCAGUCAACAAUAAAUGCACUGCUGCUUUGCAGCGCUACUCCAUAUUUGACUGUUCUCUUCAAACAGCACUCUGCUCUGGAUGCUCUGUGUUAAGAAAAACCUACACAGUGCAGCCAAGAGCACAGCGCUGUUUGAAGAGUAGAGUCUAAUGUUGAGCAGGGCUGCAAAGUGAAAGUGCUAACAGUUCCUGCAUGUGUCCCAUUCUUUCUGCAGACAUGCUGCAUUUUAUGCGAUUACAUCUCCGAUCACAGCAUGUUCUGCCUUGGGGCCCCAAAAGUGCAGAAGAUUUUAAAAACCUAUGUUUACUUCUGUCAGUUCUGGGCAUGAGCAAAUCUGACUCUCUGUUAUCUAGUCUGUUCACUAGCCUAGAAGUUUUAUGACAUCAAGCAAAGAUAAAACUUCCUGCAAAGGCCGCCUCCUUGUAGGGCUGUGACAGGAAGCACAAAUGUAGUGUAUAAAUAAAAGGUAAAAUCCAUUUAAAUAGAUGAAUAAUACAUAUUGCAAUGAUUUCUAUUAAAGGGACACAAACCCAAAAUUUUUCUUUCAUGAUUCAGAUAGAGAAUAAAAUUUUAAACAACUUUCUAAUUUACUUCUAUUAUCUCAUUUGUUUUAUUCUCUUGGUAUCAUUUGUUGAAGGAGCAACAAUGUACUAAUGGUUUCUAACUGAUCACAUGGGUGAGCCAAUGACAAUCAGUAUAUAUAUGCAGCCACCAAUCAACAGCUAGAACCUAGAUUCUCUGCUGCUCUUGAGCUUACCUAGAUAAACCUUUCAGCAAAUGAUAACGAGAAGGAAGCAAAUUAAAUUAUAGAAGUAAAUUGGAAAGUUGUUUAAAAUUGUAUUCUCUAUCUGAAUUGUGAGAAAAUUUUGGGGUUUCAUGUCCCUUUAAGUAUAAGCAACUGAUGAGUGCUUUUUUAUCACAACAAUGAAACAGAAUGUUUUAACAUCCCUUUAAGAGGAGCAUGCUUCCCCGGUUUUAGUGACAUUUUAAAUACAAAUCACAUUGGGUGUGUGGGCUACAUAAAACUGACUUGCAGUCCCAUAAGAACUUGGGGAGGUACUCAGUAGUAGUGGGGGGACAGCCCUGACUGUCUCCAGCGCCUGUGGACCAUAGGUAUUGAGAUGGAUACAUUCCUCGUAUAAGAACAAUUCCAGGAUAUGAUCUCAAACACUUAGCUUUGUUUCCAUGUGGGAAUCAAAUACUGAUUGAAUAGCGACACCCCUUUAAUAUUCUAUGUUGUUUUUCUCUAUAUUUUAUCUAUGCAUUCCUUUUAACCACAGAUAUGUAUUUUGAGCAGGGUCUCUCAAUUUGUUUCAUAUUGUACUAGUGAUUUAAGUGUACAUUCGAGAGGCUUGAGUUGUUGUUUUUUUAAUAGUUUGUACAGUGUACACUUUAAAAGCUGGAAAGACUUUCUGAAGUUAUAGACUACAAAGAAAAAAAAUUCAUAUCAUCCACAAAUAUUCGCUACAUUUAAUCUAAUUUGUCAUUCCAUUGUCCUUAAAGGGACAUAAUACCACAUUCAAAUACAUAUUCAUUUAAAACCACAGAAAUGGUAAAACUUUAAAAUGCACUUCCCUUAUCUUCUGAUAGGGUUCAAGGCACAGCUGCCUUUGUGAGAUUUCCUGCAUCCAGCCCAAAGCUAAUAUCGUAAUCAAGAUUGUAAAAUAAAAUAAGCAGAGAUCUAUGAACCAUAAAUGGUAGAGGGUCCUGCCUCGUGUAUUACAAUCUGCCAUAAAAUCUGUUAUGCAAGGUGAUUUUUUUUUUCUCAGAGGGGGUAAAUAUAUAUUUUAAAGCUUAAUAAUGUAUAAAGCUUUUAAAGAAUAUUCAGUGAAACUGGGACUUCUAUUUCACUGUUAACUCUUAGCAUCAGGCAGCUCUCUUCUGCACCCAAGGGGUUAAGCACCUUUUGUCAACAUCACCUGUUGUGGUCAUAUUUAUUUAAGAAUGUAAUCAAAGAGGCACGUCAGAAGUAUGAAUUGCUGUCCUGCACAAUAACCACACAGGAGCACCAAGUCUUGUUUCCUGUCUGUCUGUCUGUCGCUUCUGCCAUACUUUUUUCUUCUAGUCCCCUUUGGCCAUUUCUGUUAACUGUUCCACCAAAUUGCACUAGAACAUAUCCCAAUGUCUGUACAUAAUCAAUAUACUUGUUUAUAUACAUAUAUUAAAACUCAGAUCUAUUUA